AGAAUUACUUUUAUUGACUCUUUUCCUUUCCUGUUUCAGGAGAGAUAUUGGGAGUAUGCUGUGCUAUUAUCCACCACGACGAUUUGGCUUUCAUCGGCAUUUAUUGCGUUCGUAAGAAGUACCGAGGUCUAGGGAUAGGUUACAAGGUUUGGAAUGCAUGCAUGGAACAUAGCGGCACAAGGAAUGCAGCAUUAAAUGCCGUACCCGGUAAACUUGAGCUGUACCGAGACAGAGGUGGCUUUCCUAUUGUUGAAAGUGAAUGGGUGUGCAUAGUCAACGAGACGCAUGAAAAUGUCCACCCAGAAAAUUUGUCCGACAUAGUUCCAGAUGGUGUUGAAAUCCAAGAUUUUCAUGAGUCCCAUCUACCAUUAAUUUAUGAAUACGAUCUUAAUCUUAUUGGCUAUAACCGUGAACUAGCGCUUAAACUCAACUGCCAAGAAAAAGACAGUAAAUCCUUCGUAGCAAUCAAAGAUGGUGCAUGCGUGGGAUUUGGAACUAUCAAGAUCAGCUGUCAAGAGGCAAGUCAAGUAGGUCCAUUAUAUGCCAAUGAUUCCUCAGUAGCUGAAGUGUUGUUAAAGAAGCUCGUUUUCUCACUGCCACAAGCAAAAGGCUUUGCCAUGAUGACUAUUAGUACUAACGUACCCGCUAACGAACUUAUAAAGAAGAUUGGAUGCCCCAUGGCUGAAGAGUGUCCAAGACUUUACCGGAAAGAAAAACUGAAUGUGGAUAUAAGUAAAGUUUUCGCUCAUUUUGAUCUCAAUUUUUCACCUUUUUGAAGUCAUCAUCGCUAGGUGUGAAAAAGUAAUAGAUUUGCUCCAAAACCCUAACCACAAAAGAAUCGUGACUGCAUAAAUGAGCCGCUGCUAAAGAAAACUGUUAAUCUAAUUAUUUUUGAAUACCUUUAUCAACUGAUAUAUAAUAUGUUUAUAUCAAUUUGUACCAAGAAUGGUGAAGCAGAGUGGAUGCUAGCAUGUGCAAUCAAUAUCAAAAAUUACUUUUUUUAUGCACUGUAUUACUACAAUGUUACUUUAACGUCUGAUAAUAUUUAUUGAUUUUGUCUAGACUAUACAAAAGGAGUUGUCUUUUAAAAUUGCAUUUAAAACAGAAAAUGCAUUUGGAGUAAGUUAAAACAAUGCAAGUGCACAAUUAAUUUUCAUUUAUAUAUAUUUAUUAAUAUAAACUUAUAAUUACAUUCAACUCAUUAUACUCUUCUAGGAUUAUACGAAUAACUUACUCAGUUAAAAAUAAUCCAUACUUAGCGCAAUUUACUUUACUCAUCCAACAUUUCAAACUCCUUACUUGAGAGCAAAAAACGUCUGAAAUGAAAAUUUUGUUUUCUUAUUGGCAUAACUAAUAUUGAAAAAUUAACUUUGUUUUAUAUAGUUUUAAAGUUGAUACUAAUUGGGUAUUUUGUCUAAUAUUUUUUUUUUGUUUUUAUCUCAAGACUGAGGUAUUUGAAGCACGGUGCUAGUUCAUUAUUAGAUGUGAAAUAUAACUGAAAAUUGAAAAUAAGCGCGUUUUUCCUUAAAUACAGCAACACACUAGUUGUUGGAUAUAAGCAAUUAAUGACAUUCACGAUAUGACAGGGAAUGUAAACACUUGCAUACUCUUCUUAGCUCUAAAAUAUUUCUUAUUUCUGAGCCUUUUGGCCAAAAAUCUAAGCAAAUAUUUUUCUUUUUACACUAUUUUAUGUUUUGUUUGUAUGACAUCAUUGUUUCUGAAUUGGGAUUUCUGAAUUUAUUAAAAAUCAGCUUUUCAUGAAGUUAAAAAAAAUUAAGUUCUUAAAUUAUAGAAUGCAUGAUAAUAAUUAAAGGUGCUUUACUCACCCCUCCAUUUUCCUGCCAUAUAACGAUGACUUACAAGAGACUAAAUGUUGAUAUUUCUAUUGAAUGGCAGUUAAAAGAUUCACAUUUUUGCAUUGUGAUCUAUUGCAGUAACAGCUUUAAUAUUUUAAAUCAUCUAAGUAGUGUCAUUUUUCCUAUGACUUUGUAUAAAACUAAAAUGUAUCCUUUGUAUAAAACUAAAAUAAUACUUUCUAUAGUCUGAUAAAAACUGUGUUCAGCUAUCAAUUAAAUUUUAAAACUGGAAAAAUUUCAAAUAUUUAUAUUUCACUUGAAAUAUUUCAAAUUGUGAUACACAUAAAUUUGAGCUUCAAUCAGCGCACAAGUACAUGCAGAUAUCUUGUAGUAUUAAUUUAUUCAACAAAACCUCUUAUACAACUUUGCUUCAAAGCAGUAAUUUAAAAAGUUUGUUGAAAUAUAGAUUCAAUGUAUUUUCGUUUUACUGCGACAUUACAUUAAAAGAGUUUAGCCCCUGUU
Messenger RNA from Stegodyphus dumicola, 2318 nucleotides. RefSeq lists its product as uncharacterized. The record is from RefSeq and is a predicted model, not a curated record. NCBI's taxonomy places the organism in Eukaryota, Metazoa, Arthropoda, Arachnida, Araneae, Eresidae. Gene Ontology annotation, molecular function: acyltransferase activity, transferring groups other than amino-acyl groups.